AUGGCACUUUGGGCAGAUAGGAUCAAAGUGAAAAGGGCCAUACGAAAAUCACCUUUUGAACUGGUAUAUGGAGCUAAGGCCAGGCUCCUUGUGAACAAUUUAUUGCCAGUAUACAAGUUCAUUCAUGAGAAUGACCUAGAAAUGGCAAGCCCCUUGUUGGAAAGGUUUGAACAACUUGCUAAGCUAGAUGAAGUCGGGGAGGAUGCUCACAAAAGGAACAUGAAGAUGCAACAAAAGAGAAAACAUAUGUUUGACAGGAGGGCAUUCAAGAGAAAAUUUGAGGUCGAUCACUUGGUGUUGCUUUGGAAUGCCAGGGCUCAAGAUAAAGAUUCUUACCUCUUGGCUAAUAUGAACGGAGAUUUACAGGAGCUUCCAGUGCAUGGAUAUUUUUUGAAGCAUUUCUUUGCUUAA
Molecule: messenger RNA, 411 nt
Organism: Cryptomeria japonica (Japanese cedar)
Lineage: Eukaryota; Viridiplantae; Streptophyta; Pinopsida; Cupressales; Cupressaceae
Exons: 2
Coding region: 1-411 (136 amino acids)
Source: RefSeq, a predicted model, not a curated record